UUUGACUGUGCAAAAUGCAGUGAGAGCCUGUAUGGCCGCAAAUACAUCCAGACGGACGAUGGUCCCUACUGUGUGCCCUGCUAUGACAGCACCUUUGCCAACACCUGUGCCGAGUGCCAGCAGCUUAUCGGGCACGACUCCAGGGAGCUGUUCUAUGAAGACCGCCACUUCCACGAGGGCUGCUUCCGCUGCUGCCGCUGCAAGCGCUCCCUGGCCGACGAGCCCUUCACCUGCCAGGACAACGAGCUGCUCUGCAAUGAUUGCUACUGCAGCGCCUUCUCGUCACAGUGCUCCGCCUGCGGGGAGACUGUCAUGCCCGGGUCCCGGAAGCUGGAAUAUGGAGGCCAGACGUGGCACGAGCAUUGCUUCCUGUGCAGCGGCUGUGAACAGCCUCUCGGCUCCCGUUCCUUCGUGCCGGACAAGGGUGCUCACUACUGCGUCCCCUGCUAUGAGAACAAGUUUGCCCCUCGCUGUGCUCGCUGCAGCAAGACGCUGACGCAAGGCGGCGUGACCUACCGUGACCAGCCCUGGCAUCGAGAAUGCCUGGUCUGCACGGGAUGCCAGACGCCCCUGGCAGGGCAGCAGUUCACCUCCCGGGAUGAUGAUCCCUACUGCGUGGCCUGUUUUGGAGAACUCUUUGCACCCAAGUGCAGCAGCUGCAAAAGCCCCAUCACAGGACUCGGCGGAGGCAAGUAUGUGUCCUUUGAAGACCGCCACUGGCACCACAGCUGCUUCUCCUGCGCCCGCUGCUCCACCUCCCUGGUGGGCCAAGGCUUUGUGCCGGAUGGAGACCAAGUGCUGUGCCAGGGUUGCAGCCAGGCAGGGCCCUGAGCCAGGACUCCGGGGCCCAGGGCCUCCCAAACCAGGGCUCCAAGGACUAAGGCUCCUUUUCCAUACCAUCUUUGGGACCCAGCCCUUCCUCAAAUCAGGGCUCCUCCUGGGCUCCAGGAUUUAGCUUCCCCACUCCAACACCCCCAUACCGGUACUCCCUGACCCAGGGCCCCCAAACCUGGACCUUUAUGGA
Neogale vison (American mink) is the source of this 1024-nucleotide messenger RNA. Its product is annotated as four and a half LIM domains protein 3-like. Gene Ontology annotation, biological process: actin cytoskeleton organization. The record is from RefSeq and is a predicted model, not a curated record. Gene Ontology annotation, cellular component: stress fiber; Z disc; nucleus. Gene Ontology annotation, molecular function: actin binding; transcription coregulator activity. NCBI's taxonomy places the organism in Eukaryota, Metazoa, Chordata, Mammalia, Carnivora, Mustelidae.